AUGCGAGCAAUGGCUGUUUUUGAUAUUCUUAUGUUAUGUGGAUGGAUUAUUGAUCAUUAUGUAUCUUCCAUACAUGGAUUUAGUUUCUCAGAACGUACAAUACCUCUUUGUAAAUUUUUCUCAUUUCUUAACUAUUUUGCUGCUCAAUCAUCAGCUUGGCUUCGUGUCUUUAUAUCUUUGGAUCGAUAUUUAUCAUUAAGUAGUCUUCAUCGAACAUGGUUUGGUAAAUCGAAGAUUAUUCUCAUUAUAAUUGCAUGCAUUAUGAUCAUUCUUCUUUUGUUCAAUUUUCAUAUUUUUAUUGUUGUUUGCUAUUAUGGACCCAAUGGUACAAUUAGUGUUUAA
Messenger RNA from Rotaria sp. Silwood1, 342 nucleotides. The record is from the annotation of a GenBank genome assembly. Lineage: Eukaryota; Metazoa; Rotifera; Eurotatoria; Philodinida; Philodinidae.